Messenger RNA from Bathycoccus prasinos, 630 nucleotides. RefSeq lists its product with no specific name. Lineage: Eukaryota; Viridiplantae; Chlorophyta; Mamiellophyceae; Mamiellales; Bathycoccaceae. The record is from RefSeq and is a predicted model, not a curated record. The transcript has a single exon. Bases 1 to 630 code for a protein of 209 amino acids.
AUGGUUGUUCCAAAGUUCCCGGCGAUCGCGAAGAAGAUUCGCCCGGCGACGAGGCAACAGACGACGACGGUGAAGAACACGCGUCGGGGAAGGAAAAGAAAAAAGCAAGGCAAAGACGAGGACGAUGAAGAAGAGGAAGAGGGCAAAGAAACGGUGAGUGAAAGCGAGUCCUCCCCACGGGGAAAAGCGAAAGGCGCAGACGGAGAAGAAGAAGAAGAACAACAACAACAAAGAGGAGGAGAGGAAAAGAAGACGCCGAGGAAAGAAGACGAAGGAGGAAUGACGACGUUGGCGGCGAAUGCAGAGCAAACAAAGGACAACGCGAUCGAUAUACAGUUAAAACCGAACAUGGAUCCCAGAUUGAAAAGCGAGAUUGAAAACGCGUUCGAAACGGUCACGAGGUUGAUCCAUCGCAUGGACGCGCACAACGCGCAAACGCUGGAACAUUUAGAUAUGGUGAGGAAAGCGACGGAGGAGAGGAAUCGAGCGGCAAAGGAGAAGUUAUUGGAUAUCAUGACGGAGUCGUUUAGGAAAUUGGCGGAUAAGGCGAACGAGUCGGCGAUGUUAGAGGAGAAGAUUGAGGCGAUGAAAGAUAUGAUUGCCAAUCUGCGACAAUCGAUUGGCGCGUAA